Dacryopinax primogenitus is the source of this 354-nucleotide messenger RNA. RefSeq lists its product as uncharacterized. The record is from RefSeq and is a predicted model, not a curated record. The coding region runs from base 1 to 354 and encodes 117 amino acids. The transcript is spliced from 2 exons. NCBI's taxonomy places the organism in Eukaryota, Fungi, Basidiomycota, Dacrymycetes, Dacrymycetales, Dacrymycetaceae.
AUGGCCACUGCCAUUGUCCUAAGGCAGUUACCAGCACAGGAAGUUCCAGGGGCUUGUUGUUUCAUUGCUCCUAGGGCAAAAUGGGUGGCCAGGGGUGGUAACAGGCAGUGCCCUGACACUCAGGAAAGGCUUGGGAUUGUCUACAAACAAAUCUGUGAGAAGUGUCCCUACCUUGAAAGGUACACUGAUGGAUGGGCAACCAAGGAGCUGAUCAAGCAGACGUUGAGGAAUCACCAGAGUAAGGCACAAGAUGAUGCAAAGGGGAAGAAGAGGAAGCCAAAGGCAAAGGCGAAGGAGGUUGAGCAGGAGCAAGUGGAGCUGGGGCUGGAGCUGGAGGUCAAGGAGGAACAAUAG